Gryllus bimaculatus (two-spotted cricket) is the source of this 3195-nucleotide messenger RNA. The record is from the annotation of a GenBank genome assembly. Lineage: Eukaryota; Metazoa; Arthropoda; Insecta; Orthoptera; Gryllidae.
AUUUCAGCGUCUUGAUGUUGCAAGCCUGAAGGGAAUUCACAGUUUGAGUCUGUUGAACUAGCUUAGCUGACGUGACGUACUGCGAAGUAGUGUGGUCAUGGUCAUUUGUGAGUUUGUGUUUUGUGGCGUAUUGGUAUUUCCCACAGGAAUUGACGCGUUUCCUGCAUGUAUGAAACUCAAACUUUGAGUUUAUUUUUCAGUAUUCAUUAUUAUUAUUCUUUGUGAAGUCGUGUACAGAUUAAUUACUUGUAAAAUCAGUGAAGAAAGCGAUCGGAUGUUAUGGAGAUAAAUCUUGUCAGUAUACGUUCUUUCACAAUUGGUGUAAUAAUGUACUACUAUAAAGAUGCAAAACACAAUUAUUGAAACCAUAAACUGGUUAUUGAAUUGUUAGAAAACAGUAUUUUUUUUCAUAUUUCACAAGUUUAAAACUGGAUGAUGUGUCAAUUUUGUAAUUAAGGUACUAAUGAUUAACUUACACUGAAAUAAUUUACCUGGAGAAGUGUCAUGCUGAAUAUUCAGUGCAAGUACAUAGUAGAAUAAAUGCACCCAACCUCCUUGUAGAGACUAUGAAGUAACUUCACAAAUUGAUAUCUGUUGUUUUCAUUUAAUCAGUACAUGAUGGCUAAUUUUAUUCCACGAAUAUCAGUGGAUGGGUUAAUAACAGCUGCUGAUGAAAGUGACAUCAAUUCAUUGGUUUCAAGUGUUCUUUCGAUGACAUCAGAAAUGAACUUUUCAUCAUAUGCACCUGAUAGCUUAAGUGAGGACUCCAGUGAAAAUGAUGAUGAUAAAGUUGAAAGAGAAACUAAUAAAAUUAAUUGUCAUAAACUUCGUAAAAAUGAACAAAGAAAAUGUUCUCAUAGAAAGGAAGACCACACAAAUAUUUCAAGUGUGAUAAGAAAAUCUGAAAAAAAUUUAACAUCAGAUGCAUAUGGAAUACGCUCCAAUAUUUCUCGUUUGCAUGAGAAUGAAGCAGCUUCUGCACAGUCUGGUGUGUUUUGUUUAAAUACUAGAAUCGUUGAAGAAAUAGAAGAUGAUUUGCAGUUCUAUGAAAAAGUUUCAUUAGUAUUUCUUUUAUAUGAUAGUGAUGAUCUUGCAUUGCAGCGGUUGAAAACUGCCCUCAGAUCACACAAUACUGGAAGUUUCACUCAUUGUCGUUUGCUCUCAGAUUGGGCUUUGCAUGAGACGUCUGAUAAUUGGCAAGGAAAAUUUUUGGAAGCUCUUUCAAUUAUUAAAAACAUAUCGUGGGUAAAAAAAUUAGGUGUCAGUGUUGAAGAAAUGAAUGUGCGGUUCCUUCCAAAAAAUCCUGAAGCUUCUUUGUAUGUUGACCUUCUGCGUAAAGCUCUUUAUAUUGUUUGCGAGUCCUUGACAUAUGAACAGUUAAAACGGCUUCAGAUGUUAGUUGAUAGAGAUAUGGAAAUUAUUGGCCGAAUGCCAGAUCGAUAUGAUGAAGAGUUGAUGGAAAUGAAUAUUUUGCAUUGGAUGUCACAAAGGUACCUUAAUAUUGGUGUUGUGGGCUCUUGUGAUGUAAACAUUAAAAACUUGACCAAGCAUCUCAAAGUAAUGGAAGAGUACAGAUUUGUUGAUUAUUUGGAGUCCAUUGCCAGAAGAUAUUAUAAACCUGUAGAUGUUAUUACGGAACCUACAUCAUUCAGUGAUCGAUUGAGUAUGAAAAGUGCUUUCAGUCAGGGUGGAAUUUCUUCACACAGUGUUGUUUCUCAAUGCCAGGAAGAGAGUUCAGUGGAAUGUGUAAAUAAUACUUAUGCUAUUGACCCUCAAAAUGUGGGGUUUUGUGUUAUCAUUAAUCAAAAGACAUUUUACAAGGAGACAAAUCCUAAACUGAAGCAUUUGGUUCAUGAAGAUUAUCUUGAACCACGCAUUGGAACUGAUAUUGACCGUGAUAGACUGUGUGAGAUAUUUAUGAGCUUCGGCUUUAUUGUAAAAAUUUGGGAGAACCUUACACAUAUUGAACUACUCCAGGCCAUCCAAGAAUCAGCUACAAACCUUGUGAAACAAGAACACAGUUGUUUUGUAUUGUGUAUACUGUCUCACGGAAGAAAAAAUGCUGUUUAUGGUGUCAACAGUAUCGCUGUUGAAAUGCAGGAUAUUGAGAAGUUUUUACAUGGAAAAUAUUGCCCCAAGUUACUUGACAAACCCAAAAUAAUAAUUGUACAGUCAUGCCAAGGUUUGGUGAAACAAAAUGCAUAUAUUUCAGAUAUUGGGGAAGACGGAGCUUCUCCUUCCAAAUCAUCACCUGAAGUGAGUGAUACACUCACGUUCUGGUCGACUGUACCAGGUUAUGCCGCAUUCAGGGAUCGAAUUACUGGAUCAUGGUUUGUACGAGCAUUGUGGGAUGAAAUGUUACACAAGAAAAGUUAUGGCCUUGAUAUUUUUACCAUUUUUGUGAAUGUGACUGCUCAGGUUUGCAAUAAACGUGCACCAAUUGAUGGAGAAUUAAAAGCAAUGACUCCCCAAUUUUCAAGUUGUUUCAGAAAGAAACUAAUAUUCCCCAUUCAUCAAGAUGCUCGUAAGGCUGCUGCCAAGAGAAUGUUUGAAAGAUAUUUGUUUGAUUGCUUACUCAAUGAUUUUAUUGAGGAAAAAGUUGUUUUGUCAAAUAACUAAUUAACGAACUCUCAUUAUAUCUGUGUAAUUUGGUGCUAUUGAAAAAGUAAGAAUUUAAUUUUUAUUAUAUGUAAAUAAAUUGAUUGGUAGAAUGUUAUUAAACUAACAGUUUUUAAUAUCCAUUGUUCAUUUUUAAUGUUCCAUAUUCUAUUGUUACCUUUUCUACUCCUAUAUUGAGUGAGGUAUGACACUGAUAAGUCUUCCAUUCCAAUGUCAAGUCCCACAUGCUUUAUAUUUUUCUUUUACUGAGCUCAAAAGCAAUCAUUCACUUGGACUAAUGAGAAACACACUGAUGGUUUCUCAAAAAUCUUGAAACUUAUAAUUUCAUUAACUUUGUACUCACAAUAAUGGUUAUUAUGAAACAAGUGUGAUUGGAGCAUUAUAAUGAAAUCCUUAAAUAUCACUUUUGCACCACUCUCCUAAUUCCUUGUCAUUAAGCUAUAUUAUGUAAUAGUAAAAGAGAUAUGAUCAUAUUAAAGCUGGUUCAGAAAAUCAGCAAAUUGAAAUUUAAUUAACAUAAUUUCAAGAAAUUAUCAUAGAACAUAUUUUCACUUUCUGGUUGUUUUUUUUUCCUUG